AUGGCCUUAACAACAGCCUUGACUCGUCCGCUGCAGCUGUUCAUUCGCUGCCUGCAGUGGUCUAGUGCUGUUAUCGUCAUGGGUAUCACCUCCUACUUUAUCCACAAGGGACCUAAGGGACAGCACAUAAUCUACCAGGAAGUCAUCGCUUGUAUCUCAGUCGUCUUCUUCCUGCCAGCAUUCAUCUCCCCCUUCCUCCCUAAAGCACUAAGCAAGUUUGUGCUACUCAUUGACUUGGUGUUCUCGUACCUCUGGUUAACCGCCUUCAUCUUCUCGGCACAAGACUACAACGAGUUUUCGUGCGGUGCUGAUGCUCCUCCUGGAAUCAAGUGCUCAAUCAAGUACGCCAACGAGUCGUUUAUCUUCCUGGCUUUUAUCUUUUCCUUCUUUGCCUUGUUUGUUGAACUCAGUGCUCUGUGGAACUACCACAGGAGCAUCACUCCUCUGACAGACAAGCAUGAUGCCAGUGCUCGCCAGCCACUCGAUGGCCCCGUUGAGACUGCCUAA
Penicillium taxi is the source of this 507-nucleotide messenger RNA. Its product is annotated as MARVEL domain-containing protein. NCBI's taxonomy places the organism in Eukaryota, Fungi, Ascomycota, Eurotiomycetes, Eurotiales, Aspergillaceae. The record is from RefSeq and is a predicted model, not a curated record. Gene Ontology annotation, cellular component: membrane. The transcript is spliced from 4 exons. Bases 1 to 507 code for a protein of 168 amino acids.